Molecule: messenger RNA, 438 nt
Organism: Saccostrea cuccullata (small rock oyster)
Lineage: Eukaryota; Metazoa; Mollusca; Bivalvia; Ostreida; Ostreidae
Exons: 3
Coding region: 1-366 (121 amino acids)
Source: RefSeq, a predicted model, not a curated record
AUGGCUGCUACAACCACGAAACGCCCACAUCAGUCCACGCAUGCCCAUCACCCACAUUCCCACGGAACAGGCCCCACUCACGAGGCGUCAGUGGGAGAAAAAUUCUCAUUCUACUACGACUACCACACGCAUGUUUUGUCAGUAAGAUCUGGACAUACAUGUUACCUGUAUAAAACAAGUUCCCAGGAACAGAUGGACAUUCAUUCAUCACAUGGACUUCAUACAAUCGAGAAAAACGUAAUCGAUAUUAUCGACUCCAAUCCCACAAUGGUCUCCAUGACACACGAUGAAAUGGUUGCCAUGUAUGCAUCACUUGGACAUGUAUGUAACUCAAAGCGUUACACAAAUAUUUAUCAGAUCAACUAGUUGCAUCAUCAUAAAUUAGACUCCAGCCAUUUUUUGUAUAAAAUAAUUCACUAUAUUAAAGUUUGAACAAAU